Molecule: messenger RNA, 702 nt
Organism: Volvox carteri f. nagariensis
Lineage: Eukaryota; Viridiplantae; Chlorophyta; Chlorophyceae; Chlamydomonadales; Volvocaceae
Exons: 7
Coding region: 1-702 (233 amino acids)
Source: RefSeq, a predicted model, not a curated record
AUGGAAGACCAGCCUGUGCACCAAGGGACUGUUGAUUAUGCAACGUUGGAGCAGCUGGAUCCGAGCCUUGUGGAUGGCUUCCAGCUGUUCUUCGAGCGGGAGGUCCCCUUCGAGCUCCGAUCCGCUAUGGCCUUGGACCUGCCCACGGAGAUGGGGGCGCUGGAGGGCAUUCGGGUUCGCAUUCUGCGGCAGCUGGACGGGGAGCACGUCAAGGCCGUCCGGGUUGAGCUGUGCAGUGAGUCCAACUUAUUUUUCCUGUAUGUCCACGAGCUGGACGAGCGGUCGUUCCGGGAGGUGCAGGUGCUACAACGGCUGAUGGCGGACUUCCAGGAUUACCCCACCAUCCUGAUGCGGAUGCUUAAUCAGGCCAUCCGGGAGCCACACGCUUACUUGGCCGUAUUCAUAAUGCAUCCCACGGGGGAAGCACGACUUGACUUUAUACAGAACAUGGAGUAUAAAUUCGUGGAGCUGCUCAGCUGCAAGUUUGUGGCUGCGGCGGAGGAGCUCAUACGACUGCAAGUGAGCUACCGGUACAAUGUGGUCAGGGCACGACUGCAGCUCAUGGAGGCGCGACUGGCGGACGUGAGCGCGAUGGUUAGAGUUAGGGACCCCAGCUUGCUGCUGCAGCUGCAGAGGACGCCACCGCGGUCACCGAGCAUGGCGCGACAAUCGCCAAACCGGCCGAAGCCGUUUUAUCCUUGA